Messenger RNA from Ixodes scapularis (black-legged tick), 867 nucleotides. RefSeq names its product BTB/POZ domain-containing protein 6-A-like. Lineage: Eukaryota; Metazoa; Arthropoda; Arachnida; Ixodida; Ixodidae. The record is from RefSeq and is a predicted model, not a curated record. Gene Ontology annotation, molecular function: protein binding. Bases 1 to 867 code for a protein of 288 amino acids. The transcript has 2 exons. Gene Ontology annotation, biological process: neurogenesis. Gene Ontology annotation, cellular component: cytosol.
AUGUGGUUGUUUCAGAUGGCGAAACCAGCCACUACGCCGAUUGUGGCGCUGCCAAGGAGCGAUCUGAGCUUCUUCUCGGAUGGAAGGUACACGGACGUGGAGUUCCUGGUGGAGAAUGGCUCCGACCCGCCGAAGAGGUUCAAGGCCCACAAGAUGGUACUGGCAAUGAGGAACGAAGUGUUUGAAGUCAUGUUCUACGGAAAUCUGCCCGAACAAGACAAAGUUAUCAUCACCGACCUGCAUCCGGAUGGAUUCUUCUGUUUCCUCAAGUACCUCUACAGCCAGUCAGCCAACUUCGCCGACAUUCCACAAGCACUAUACAUACGAAGUGCUGCUCAGAAGUACAUGGAAUCCAAGCUUGUGGAUGCCUGCGAUGCUUUCAUCAAAGUCAUGCAGCCACGCGACGUGUGCGCCGUCUUAAAUUACGCGAUAGAGCAUGAAAACCUCACAAACUUUGAGAAUGAAAUAGGCAUGCAUCUGGAAAAGAGUGGCCUGCAGGUGUUAGAGUCAAGUACCUUCAUUUCAGCCUCGAUAGAAACCGUCAUCAGGGUUCUUAAGAAUCCCCGGUUGAAGGUCAAAGAAUAUGAAGUCAUUAAGUGUGUCUACGCCUGGGCGAUUGCACAUUGCAGACAUGAAAACGGGGAGCCCUCCGCCUCCGCACUGCGAGAGUCCAUGAAGCCCUUUCUGUCAGAACUUAGGUUCCUGACGUUGAGUUCUCAGGAGUUCAUCGCUGGUCCGAGUUCGUGGAACAUCUUCACCGAAAGUGAAGCAUUUUCCGUUCUGAGCAACAUCAUAACGCUUGGCUCAAUGCCGUUUCCUGAUGGCGUUUCCACUGUUACAGUAGGCCGGGUGCCGGCACACCUGUAA